ACUAUCACGAUUUACCUAUUAAUUUCUCACUUAGUCACAAUGAGACAACUGUUGGCAAUAGUCCUUGCUGUCAGUGCUUUGGCACUCGUUAUUGCCGAGAGAUGCAGUCACGUGGAUUCUUGUAAACUGACCAUCUGUCCUAACAAUUCCACACACCUGUCCUGUCAUAACAGUCACUGUACCUGUGACGCUUCUCAGACAUGCAGCGACAUACUGGACUGUGCAGCGAUUGGUCGUUGUCAUGACAGCAAGUCCCAUUAUCACUGUGUGGAGAGUGUGUGUAAAUGUAUCCCCGACUACAUUGGAAAAUAAAAAUACU
This is a messenger RNA of Saccostrea cuccullata (small rock oyster), 319 nucleotides long. Its product is annotated as serine protease inhibitor Cvsi-2-like. NCBI's taxonomy places the organism in Eukaryota, Metazoa, Mollusca, Bivalvia, Ostreida, Ostreidae. Bases 40 to 312 code for a protein of 90 amino acids. The record is from RefSeq and is a predicted model, not a curated record. The transcript has 3 exons.